Messenger RNA from Closterium sp. Naga37s-1, 828 nucleotides. Lineage: Eukaryota; Viridiplantae; Streptophyta; Zygnematophyceae; Desmidiales; Closteriaceae. The record is from the annotation of a GenBank genome assembly.
AUGGCCGCUGCACGGCGGGGUGAGAAACUGCGCCCCACAGAACGACCGGCACUCCCUGUCACGCCUCUGGGGCUGGAAUUCCCUGCAGAAGACCCCGCGGGUGCUAAGGCAGCCGUGCUGCAUCUCAUAGUUGCAUCCGAUCGGUUCGCUUGCAAGGCAGUUCUUGUAGACGUACAAGACGGGGCAUCCGGAGGUACCGUUGCAGGGAGUGGAAGUGGUGGGGCAUUGAGGGAGUGGGUUUGCUGUGGCUUUGAGGUAGUUUUCUUCAGCGUGCAGGUAUUGGAGGUGUGCCAUGCGGUGGAUGCCUGGCAGCGGCCCUACCAGCUGGUUGUUGGCAACGUAGCUGGACUCAGUAACAUGCCAUGCACACACGCGGCACAUGCACUCCCUCCCUCCCUCCCUCUUUCCCUCUUUCCCUCCCUCCCUCCCUCCCUCCCUCCCUCCCUCCCUCCCUCCCUCCCUCCCUCCCUCCCUCCCUCCCUCCCUCCCUCCCUCCCUCCCUCCCUCCCUCCCUCCCUCCCUCCCUCCCUCCCUCCCUCCCUCCCUCCCUCCCUCCCUCCCUCCCUCCCUCCCUCCCUCCCUCCCUCCCUCCCUCCCUCCCUCCCUCCCUCCCUCCCUCCCUCCCUCCCUCCCUCCCUCCCUCCCUCCCUCCCUCCCUCCCUCCGAGCAGAUACAAUCACGGCAGGCGCCGAGUGGUUGAAAACAAGUGGCAGGCAGAAUGAAAGGCAUGGAGAAAGGAGUAGGGUGGAGGGGGAAUGGGCGCACAGGCUGGUGAGUGCGGUGAGGUGGGCAAUGGAGGCGGGAAUGGUGCCACUCAGCCUGGUUUGA